This is a messenger RNA of Populus trichocarpa (black cottonwood), 3991 nucleotides long. RefSeq names its product cyclin-T1-4. NCBI's taxonomy places the organism in Eukaryota, Viridiplantae, Streptophyta, Magnoliopsida, Malpighiales, Salicaceae. The transcript is spliced from 6 exons. Gene Ontology annotation, cellular component: cyclin/CDK positive transcription elongation factor complex; nucleus. The record is from RefSeq and is a predicted model, not a curated record. Gene Ontology annotation, biological process: positive regulation of DNA-templated transcription, elongation; regulation of transcription by RNA polymerase II. The coding region runs from base 186 to 1226 and encodes 346 amino acids. Gene Ontology annotation, molecular function: cyclin-dependent protein serine/threonine kinase activator activity.
CUCCAUCUCUCGUUUUUUUUUUUUUUUUUACCACCUUCCUUUACGCUUUCUCUCCUUUAAUUCAAACCCUCUCUGCAAUCUAAUAAUCUCAGCCUCCUCGCCCGAUAAAAACCAAAAUCCUUCGCGUGGUUUCUUAAUAUUAAUCACGGAAUUUUCAGAUCUAUAUCUCCACUAAUCACUGAAAAAUGUCUUUUGCACGGAAUUAUCGUUCACAAGGAGGAACAUGCCAUGAUGAUCGGUGGACCUCUUUCAAUGGAAACAAUUUCAACCAUAGAAACAGGAACGUCAAUGUGAAUAGGAGCAGCAACUACAACUACAUCUGGAAUCAUAGCAAUUUCCGUGAUUUCUCCUCGGGGAAAUUCAGGGACCAUGUCAAUGGUUAUGCUAACCCUCCUACUGUUGGACCAGCUUUUAAAAGGAGAAAAUUUAGUGUGGAUACUUGGGGAGAGUGUGGUGGGAGACACUACCCUCAGUACAAUGCAUAUCAAUGCGCUGAUCAAUCAACUUACAACAAUUCAGCCCCUCUGAUCACAAGAUCCAAUGCUGAGGUCUCUACAUCUACAUCUAUGAGUUGCAAACGUGACCGCUCAAAACUGGAAGAAGAUGAACCAGUAUUUUUGUCAAAGGAUGAGAUUGAGAGAUACUCCCCAUCAAGAAAAGAUGGAAUUGAUGCACUACGUGAAACACAUCUGCGUUAUUCUUAUUGUGCCUUCCUUCAGAAUCUUGGGCUGCGGCUGGAGUUGCCACAAACUACUAUUGGCACCGCCAUGGUUUUGUGCCACCGGUUUUUUGUUCGACGAUCACAUGCUUGCCAUGAUAGAUUUUUAAUUGCCGUUGCUGCACUUUUUCUCGCUGCAAAGUCUGAGGAGACACCUUGUCCUUUGAACAAUGUAGUGAGAGCCUCUUGUGAGAUUUUCCACAAGCAGGAUAUUACUUUCUUGUCAUACCUGCUCCCUUUUGAUUGGUUUGAACAGUACCGAGAGCGAGUGAUUGAGGCUGAGCAAAUGAUUCUGACUACACUCAAUUUUGAACUCAAUGUGCAGCAUCCAUAUGGUCCCCUUACAUCUGUCCUCAACAAAUUAGGUCUUUCACAAACUGUGUUGGUGAAUCUGGCGCUAAACUUGGUCAGUGAAGGGAAGCAAUUUGAUUUGGACCAUCUUCUUGUAAAUAUAUUAUAUCUGGAUUUUCUCACACUAGUUCAGCUAAAGACAUGGUUUAAGAUUUAGCAAGUGAUCUUGCAGUUAUGAUGGCUUGUCUGUGUCUAUAGAUGGACUGGUUUGUGUCUAAAUCCCAACGAAUCGGAAGUUGUGGGGGACUCUUUGUACUUGGGCCAUGGAGAGUAUGUGCUGGGUUCUUCUUUUUCUCUUUUGGUUCAACAUAGUGUUCUACUAGUCUCAAUGGUUUUCUUUCAAGUAACUACACUAUGUAGUUAUUCUGGUAUGGGAUAUUGAUGUUUUUGGCAUGGCAUAUAAUUGCAGGGUCUACACAAGAUUAACGUGCUCACCUGUAUGAUAUUGUUAGCUGGCGGAUUGAUAUGCUGUGCAUGGAAAGUUUUUAAACAUCUGAAGUUGCUUUGCCAAGAUGUUGUGGAUCACAUUACUGUGAUUCGCCAUACCCCCAUCAACCGGGUUAUUUGCUAAAAAAGAUAGCCUCAGAACAUCCAAAAUCUUUUUUGCAUUCAACUUUUUCUCACUCUCUUCUUCCUUUUUCAUACUUUCAUUUGGAGCAAGUUGUCUAGCCUCCUUUUACAAACUUAAAGUUUGUAAGACCUGGCUGCUUGUUCAUUUAGCAUCCAUUCACCCUGAUUUGGAGGAAACUAAAUUGAUUUGACAAUGAUCAAAAUCCAUAGUGACUGGGAUAUCGUUUGUUCUUAUUUUCCCUCCUUAAUGAUUUUUGCCCUUAUUUUCUAUAUGGCAUGAGUCCCCUCUGAUAUCCUUUUUUUUUCUUAUCAAAAAAGAAAAAAAACAUUAUGCAUUAACUCCUUUUUUCUCCAAAUUUGGUGGCACUUUUUUGGUCUGAUAUCAUUAAGAUAAGGUUAUUUUAGAAUAAAAAGUUUAGUAAAUUGUUCAACAGGUGUAGAUACCUGAGUGUGUCAGAAGGUUGUGUAGCUGCAUAGUGUGAUAGAUUGAGUUUUGAUGUGCCAGUGUGAGGGCACUUGUGCACCUUAAAGUUUGACUGAGUAUCACCGUGCUGGUGUUUUGUGAUGGUUAGCUAGUGGAAAAUUGUUUGAUGUUGCCAGCAUAGAUAAAAUUGAGAAAGGAACAAACAGCAUGGUAGCUCUUUUUUUUAUUCUUUUAUAUACAAGGACACUCGAAUCCAAGUCCAUUAGGGGAUGAUGGUCACAGUAAAGUAAUUGAUCUAUAUGGCUCAUGGGCACAGAUGUCAGUUUCUCGGUGCUGGUAAACUCACAUAUAUAAAAUGCGUAGUUAAAUUGUUUGUUUGGAAACAAUUGGCACACAAACCUAAGACAUGUCAAAAUCUGACAAUGACCAUAUUAGGACACAUAUAUUUGUCGUGAUCUUAAUAUGAUGGAUUCCUUUAGUUGUGGCGCGGUUUCAGUCUGAUACCUUGACCCUACCCUAUUAUUGACCUUUGCUGUUUCGAAGACCUCUAAAAUGGGAAUAUCCGUGUGGUUUUUCUGUGCACCUGUUGUCAAUUAAAUGGACUGCAUAAACCUCCAUGACUAUGAGCGGAAGUGGUGCUACUGCUUGUAUCAUCCAGGAAAAAAAUUAGAUGUGGGCAUCCUUAUACUUUUUUGUUAUUGUCAUCUGCUGCUAUCAUUAUAAUUUCUACCAAUAUUGCUGUUGUUAUUAAUAUACCUGCUAUUCUGGUGCAUGACUCACAUGGGUGUGGUGAGCUGGGUUGUCUUUUUAUGCUCAGCUAUCAAAUGGCACCUGGAACAGGUACCAGCCUGCUACAUUUUGUGUUAAAUACAUCCAGGCAUUUGCAAAUCAGAGUAUGUUAAAUGUUCUUUAGGAAUUCUAAAAAUAUAAGAAGCUUGAACUUUUUCCCCUUGGUAAAAUUGGAGUCUGAGACCUGCUCCAUUCUCACUCUGCCCUUGGGGCUAUGCUUGAUUAAAGGAGCGAUACUAUUGAGCAUGAACACUCAAUCUCCUUGGCCCAGGGCUCCUGAUCUCUCCCAUGCUAUGCUUGGGGUGGCAAUAUCAGGCCAGAGGUUGUUCUUUGCCCGGCUUAAUUAGCUCCAUAGGUGAUCUCUGCUUCCUUUUCGAUUCAUGGUGUUGUUGACUGGCCAAUGUUGAGCUACAUUGGAAAAAUAUUCCCUGUAAGUUAAAGUCUUGAAAUUUGGAUUUGUUUUUCUUUUGUAGAAAGAUUGAAGAAACAACACCUUUCACGGUUCAAUGCCAUAAGCUGUUCUUAUUCUUGAAGGGGGACUGUAGGAUGGGGGGCCAAGUUAGCAAAGCAAUGCUAUAAUAUCACGUUUUACUAUAUUUGCCCCCAGCAUUGGGCCUUGACCUUGACCCCUUCGAUAUUCUAUCCCAUUCAUCUCCAGCUUCCUUUGACCCUUGAACCUUUUCAAAUCCAAACAUACUUUUCUACUUUUAACCACUAUCAGUUUAGAUGAUCCCUUGUAUCAGUUUGGGCUUUUAAAUCAUUCACAAGUAUGGUUCAAAAGAUUUCAGAACCCUUUCAUAUAGCCCGAUAUUAUAUAUAUGGAGUAAUUCAGUUUACAAUAUAUGUAUACAAUUAUGCCAUAUCUUUUUGCUCGUGGAUUUAAAUGUUGCUUAUAGCUGGCUAGAGGAUAUGGGAUGGUGUUAUUCCAUGUCUGGGGCAGCAUGCCUGAUUCAUGAGCAUUAGUUCAUGUGUUUUGACAAGCCUUUCCAGAUCAAGUUGUGGAGCAGAAGAUGCAGAAUGUGCUGCUAGUUUCUAUUUGUUUUAUUAUUUGAAUUGUGUAUGUUUCUGGAGUUAUAAAGCCCCUGCUUCAGAAUGGGCCUGGGAGUUGAUUUGUUUAUAAAUGAGUGUGUUGUUUGUUA